This is a messenger RNA of Periophthalmus magnuspinnatus, 2411 nucleotides long. It is a transcript of the gene ddx47, whose product is annotated as DEAD (Asp-Glu-Ala-Asp) box polypeptide 47. Bases 18 to 1457 code for a protein of 479 amino acids. The transcript has 12 exons. Gene Ontology annotation, molecular function: nucleic acid binding; RNA helicase activity; ATP binding. Lineage: Eukaryota; Metazoa; Chordata; Actinopteri; Gobiiformes; Gobiidae. The record is from RefSeq and is a predicted model, not a curated record.
ACGUUUGGCCGAAAAGCAUGGCGGACGACAGUGAGAGAAGCGUGAAUCCAAACACAGCUGAUCCGGACCAGGGUUCGAGCAGCGAGGAUGAGAAUAGUAACGGGGACGGAGACGGGACCGAACUGACCGCGAAGUCGUUCAAAGAUCUGGGGGUGACUGAGGUGCUGUGUGAGGCGUGUGAUCAGCUGGGAUGGAAAGCUCCAACAAAGAUCCAGAUAGAAGCCAUACCAGUGGCUCUACAAGGUAAAGACGUGAUCGGCCUAGCAGAGACUGGUUCCGGUAAGACUGGAGCGUUUGCCCUGCCGAUUCUGCAGAGCCUGCUAAACACUCCACAGAGGCUGCACACGCUCGUCCUCACCCCCACCAGGGAGCUUGCCUUCCAGAUUUCUGAGCAGUUUGAGGCCCUGGGCUCCAGCAUCGGGGUCAAAUGUGCUGUCAUUGUUGGGGGAAUUGACAUGAUGUCCCAGUCUUUAGUGUUGGCCAAAAAACCUCACAUUGUUAUAGCAACUCCUGGACGAUUGAUAGACCAUUUGGAAAACACAAAAGGCUUUUCGUUACGAGCGGUUAAAUUCCUGGUCAUGGAUGAAGCAGACAGGAUUCUCAACAUGGACUUUGAGUCUGAGGUGGAUAAAAUCUUAAAAGUUAUUCCCAGAGACAGACGCACGUUUUUGUUUUCGGCAACAAUGACAAAAAAGGUUCAGAAACUCCAGAGGGCAGCACUCAAAGAUCCAGUGAAGUGUGCUGUGUCCACCAAAUAUUCCACAGUAGACAAACUGCAGCAGUACUACAUCUUUAUUCCAGCCAAGUACAAGGACUGCUAUUUGGUCUCCAUUCUAAACGAUUUGGCCGGGAACUCCUUCAUUAUUUUCUGUAGCACAUGUAACACUGCGCAGCGGGUGGCGCUGUUGUUAAGGAAUCUGGGUAUCACCGCUAUUCCACUGCAUGGACAGAUGACUCAGAACAAACGUUUGGGGGCUCUGAAUAAGUUCAAGUCGAAGUCUCGCUCUGUGCUGUUGGCGACAGACGUGGCAUCUCGAGGCCUGGACAUUCCUCACGUAGACUGUGUCAUUAACUACGACAUCCCCACACACUCAAAGGACUAUAUUCACAGAGUGGGCAGAACAGCCAGAGCGGGACGGGCUGGGAAAUCCAUCACUUUUGUUACACAAUAUGAUGUGGAGUUGUUCCAGAGGAUAGAGUCUCUGAUUGGAAAGAAGCUGCCUGCCUUCCCCACACAGGAGGAGGAGGUCAUGAUGCUGGUGGAGAGGGUCAGUGAGGCCCAGAGGUUUGCCAGACUGGAAAUGAAAGAACAAGGCGAGAAGCGCAAGCGACCAAGAGGGGGUGACGGAGAUGAUGACGACACUGAGCAGGCCAGUGGUGUGAGAAAGAAAGUUAAAGGUGGUCCUGGAGGAGGAGGCAAGAAGAGGGGGGGUGCAGCCUGGAGAGGAGGCCGCUAACCCCAAACCUACACAAAACAGUUAUCAGCCACAACCAAGGACUUUCUGCUAUCUUACACUGCAGAAAUGUAAUCUACAGGAGGUAAAAUGAAUUUAGAAUAUUCCAUUCAAGGCAGGGUGACACUGGCUAUGUUUACAUGCACAUCAAAAAUCAGAUUUCUGGAGUUAUCAGCUUUUCGAUUGCUGUCAAAAGUAUUCAAAAUCAGAUACUAAUCAAUACUAAAACUGGUAUAGAAACUAGAUACUCAUUUGAGCAUUUUAUAUUUAAAAAAAGUCACAUUCUAUCUAAUAUUGUGACACCCUGAUGUGAGUGAUCUGAUUUCUUUCUGACUGUUCACCACUGCACAGGUUUUGAUGAACAGAAAAGGACUAAUUAAUGUGAAGACAAAAUGUGAAAAGUUAAAAGAUUGAGUUAUUUUAAAAUGCAUUCUCUUAUCAGAUGUUAUGAUAAUCAGAUUUCUUUUGUGCAUGUAAACGCAGAAAAAAUUUGAUCUAAAUAUUGAGGUAUUUGAUAUUAUUAUUCUAGUUACAUGAUUUUCAUUGGCCACAUAAAUGUACCCACUGGCUCAGGUGUUAAAAUGGUCAGUUUUCUUGCUUGAAGGUUUGCUGUUUAAUACCCACUGAACUGUUGUACCCAUCCGCAAGACAUUUUCACGAUUGCCUGAAAGCAGGAUCCUGUCAUUAGUCAAGGUUGGAGUGGUGCACAUUUUCAGGUUUUAGCUUGGACAAUUAUGGUUGACAAGUAAUCAUUGUAAAGUGAGUUGAGUACUGAAAACAUUUCAACCAGUGUAGAUUUUGUGCAGGUUUUGAUAACGAGAUUCUACCAUUGCUUUCUGCCCUAGUAAAGCAAACAUCUUUUGUAUUACAGUAUCCUUGUAAAACUAUUCUUUGUUUUCUAGAAUUGUGAAUGACUAUAUGCAAUGUAUGUGUAAUAAUAAAUGUUAUACUUAAGGC